ACAGAAGACCCGUUUGUUAACGAACCUCUUGAACUCUGUAAUGAACGUCCUCUCGCAUCUGUAGCGCUAAACUGAAGCUUUUCAAGCGGGUCGAACAGGAUCAUUGCGGCAUUAUGAACUUUUAACGCCGGACACCUAGAAUCUGUCAGGAGAUUAAGGUACAGGCCAGCAGCUGCCAGCUUGGCGGGAGGAGCAUUUCCUGGCCUGAAUGCGAACCGACUGCAGCUGGAGCAUGUCCACUGCAGGCUUGACUGCCCAGGAGAUCUGUUUACCCGCGCAAAGCCUAUUACUGCGGGGCAGCCAUUGGCAUAGCAUGGCCGGAGCUAAGCCCUCUUGGAAAUACCAUGAUCUACACAACGUAUACUUCACCAUUGAUUCUUCUAUGGAUUAUAACCUUCAGUCCCGGCAACAGGUGCUGCCAUCAUUCCCAGGAGCGGAAAAGCAGCAGACUCCUCUUCAGUCACCAAACAGCCCAGGAGGACAGCCCUUGCCCCCCAAAAAGCCCAGACCUUCCCAGCUCACGUUGCACAUGGACCCUUUCACGUCCAGCCCUGCCAAAGACGACCAAGUGGUUCCCUGCUUUCAACGUUUAACGGUAUCCGACUGCAUUAGUCCACCCCAGACGCCCAGCCGAGUCACCAAACCCCUUCCCCCAAUUCCCGGCUCAGCAGAACUUUCCCCGGAUCAGGCUAUGGACAGUGAGGUAGAGUUCUUCAAUGGAGAUGACAAUCGCCGCCUAGUUUCCGAACCUUGCUCCAAACUCUCUCCGUUCCGCUACGGAAUGCCCAGUCGAAGGAGUUGUGGACAGAUUAGGGGCUAUGGACGGAUUAACUAUGCAUACUUUGAAGGUCCAACAUCCCAGCAGAAGCCACAGCUACAGCCGCAAAAGCCAAGGCAGGAGCAGGAAACUCAGCAGAGGGAACAGGAGCUCCGUGACCACCACCACCUCCAACAGCAACAGCAGCAAAACUGUCUCCGACAGCAGGAGCGUACGCAAAGGAAGCUGCGGCGCUCCCAUUCUGGUCCCGCUGGCUGCUUUAACAAACCCACCUCCUUCCGGCUGUCCAGUCACCACCGGAACACACAAGGCCUGGAUAAACCGGAAGUUCCUCCCCGAGUUCCAAUUCCACCACGACCAAUCAAGACGGGAGACUACCGCCGCUGGUCAGCCGAAGUGUCAUCGGGAGCCAACAGCGAUGAUGACCGACCUCCGAAAGUACCUCCUAGAGAACCUUUACCCGGAAGUAGUUCCCGCACCCCGAGCCCAAAGAGCCUUCCAGUGUACCUCAACGGGAUCAUGCCCCCAACACAGAGCUUUGCCCCGGACCCAAAAUAUGUCAGUCGCGGCCUGCAGCGACAGAAUAGCGAAGGUUCCCCGUGCAUUCUGCCCGUCAUGGAGAACGGCAGGAAAGCAAGCACCACGCACUACUUCCUUUUGCCACAACGUCCGUCAUACCUGGACAAACAUGAGAAGUAUUUUACGGACAGCACAGCGAGUCGAGGCACGGACGCCUCCGAUUCGAGUUCCGACUGGGACUGUCACAGCAAAAGGAAAACGACGCACCAAAUAGACUUGGUAUGAAAUAGCUGGUUUGUCUGACAACCCCCAAGACUUUCCCGCUGCUUUGUCGCAGCUUUGCUCUAGCGCUCUGAGCGAGUUACGUAUGAAUUGCAGUUACUGGGAUUUCUCUUGUUUUGCUCUCAGCCUGGAAACAGUUCUAACAGUUCUCUUAGAGCGAGCUCGGAAACUAUUUUUUUUUUUUUUUUUUUUUUUUAAUUGUUAUGUGAAAUGUAAGUGUUGAAAAGAUAACAUGGUGCAGUUGUUUGGUAUUAGCUGGUCUGGUACCUCCAUACUUCAGUGUUGUAAAUUUUCGUAGCCAUUUUAUAUUGCAUUGAAGAUUAUUUUUAUGUCUCGGAACAUGUAGUUGAACACGUUCAUCUGAUCAUAGGGACAUAGGGUCAGUAAAUGCUCUCUGUUUGUAUCGUCUACCAUAUAUGAAGUAUAAAAACGGCCUGAAUUUUUCACGGCCGGCAUUUUAAAUGAAGGUUAUUCCAUCUCACUGCAUAAUGCAUGCAAGCACGAAAUCUGACACAUGCACACUAUUUCGCAGUUCUUCUGUUGGACUAAUGAUCUCACCUUUUUUGUCUGUACAAUCUGUGGUCUUUAUUGUGUGUUACAUAGGAACAAGCUAAGUAUCGCUUUUCUGUUCUAAGCUGUGUGUGUGUGUGUGUGAGUGAUACGAAAGCUGAAUGUGUUACAUUUGCCCAGUUUUGGCACUACUUUUUAAGCUUUUAUAAGCUGCUUAAAACGGCAGCUGAAAUGUUGCCCUCUGAAUGAACAGAGUAUUUCCGAUCCCUGGCUUCUCGCUGAGGUGUAGUGUGUUCUUUUGUUGCACAAAAAUCAAUACUUGCAAAACCUGUGAAUGAGUUUCUCUCCUCUUUUAAAGUGCUGUCUCCACGUGAAGCUGUGAGCUAUUUGAUUUCUCAAGUACUACCUCCCAUUAUAAUUCUACUUCAUUAAAUACCCAACUACGGAUUACAAAGGCUCUACAAAUACAACCUCUUUUGACGCACACAGGUCCAUACGAAGAAACGGUUGCCGCUGAUCUAUAUUUCUUCAUGUUUUGCCCCUUUCAAAGCAGUCAGUCAUUAACACUUCCUCAAUGAACACAUCUUAGACCAAUUUUUAAGAGCUACGUGGCGUUAAAGUCCAUGUGUGGUGCGUUUGGCCAAGCUCACACAUACUGAUCUUCCUGUUACUGUAUGUGCAUUCCUGUUAGACGUGAUUACAGUGGGUGUGGGCACCAGAGACUUUGGCUGCUGGCAGCUGGUGAAUGAGAUGUUUUAUUAUUCUAUAUUGAUUCCAGAACCAUCGUGAUAACACAGUAAAUGUAGCAAGUGCCAUGCAAUUUAAAAAUGGGAAAGUAAGACUAUAAAACAUGCUGUUUGGAAGCUCUGAGGUCAAGUAAAACUUUCCACCUCACGUAGGGAUUUGAACUUAUUUGAUGCCAUGUUUUUACCCUUCAUUUUACCAGUUUGUAUAUCAGGAAAUGUUUACAUUAUAUAUCGUUAUUUUCCUUUAGCAGUCUUACUUAAAAAAAAAAAAAUGAAGGCAAGUUCAAGAAGAAAUAGACAUCUCUGCUGUGUUGUGUGUGUAUGCGUGUGUGUGUGUAUAUAAAUAAAUAUAUAUAUAUAUAUAUAUAUAUAUAUAUAAAGCAAUGUGCACUGAGAAAACAGUAUGUCGUGAUGUGUAAAAGUAUUUAACAUCGUCCUCUUACCUAAACUGAAUAGUUUUUAGUGUAUUGUAUCCUUUUAAAGUCAUAAAAAUAAAUACUUAUUUAUGAAUCAA
This is a messenger RNA of Cyprinus carpio (common carp), 3349 nucleotides long. Its product is annotated as ERBB receptor feedback inhibitor 1-like. The record is from RefSeq and is a predicted model, not a curated record. NCBI's taxonomy places the organism in Eukaryota, Metazoa, Chordata, Actinopteri, Cypriniformes, Cyprinidae. Gene Ontology annotation, cellular component: extrinsic component of cytoplasmic side of plasma membrane. Gene Ontology annotation, biological process: negative regulation of epidermal growth factor receptor signaling pathway; regulation of keratinocyte differentiation.